GUCCCAUUGAUGCCUGCAGUCCUCGUCGACCUUUUUGCGACUAUAUAGACGCUGUAAAAUCCCACCAUUCAUCCCAUAUUUUAUUUCCCUACUCGCGACAUUCACACCAAACACCAGCCUAUAUCCAUACCAAAAUCCCGUCUCAGAAUGACAAUCACCGAAAUCCUCCUCCCAGUCCUCAAAGGAGACCCCCAGUCCAUAUCGGCAUUCAGCUCGCACGCCUCGCAAAUAUCCUCGCACUUGGUCGGUACCCCGGGCCUUCAGUUGUUCUGGCAUGGCGCGGUUCUCUUCGACGCAGGGAACCCCGUUGCCCCAGAUUCCGGGCGCGCGGCAUUGCUUAUUGAAUGGGACACGCUCUCCUCCUUCCACGCAUUCUACCCUCAUUCGCCAGCGUUCCAGGCGUUCGGCGGAAUUAUGAAGCCGUACGCCGCGAGACCCGACGCACCGAAGCUUUUCCAAGCGGUUACAUCAGCGAAGGACACUGGCUCCGCGCCGAUUACGCAGAUCAUCAAGGCUCGACACGGGCCUGAUACAGAGCGUCUGUGGACGCGGCUGCAGACGGCUCUUUUGAGCGACGAGAAGAAUUCGGACACGGUCGGCAAGCCGGUAUUUGCGCAUGCGCUGGGGGUUGAAGAGCAGGAGGGGGCGUUUUUGGGGACAAUUGGGUGGAAGGACUUGGUGGACUAUAGCCGGACCAGAUCGGAUGAGACUGUUCAGGGCAUCUUGGGCGAACUAAAAGGCGGUGAUGAAAGUGCGCUUGAUCUUGUGGUACGGUUGGAGAAAGUGCAGGUUGAAUAGCUUGUGUGUCCAUUAUGUGGUGGAACAAAUUAUAAUCGAAAGGACGCAAGGGUGGGCGGAGAAAGAAGAUAUGUACGUUACAAUGAAUAAUCGCAACUCGCCAGAUUAGAAUUCGGACCCUACAUAGUUUAUAGACUGGCUUCUUCGUGGCCACUGUUCGCGUUCAAGGCAACUCACUCUUGGUCGGGUGGGAGAGUGUCUGCGACCAACCAGUACCACGUGAGGGCAUGGAUAUUAGGUCCAUGGGCAAAGGGAGAAGUGAAGGUAGACAAUCAUCCGAAAUAAGAAUGUAGAUUCACUCCAGCCUCUUGAGCAAUAGGCCAUGUUGAAUCAUAAGGCACCCUCUUUUGCGAAAAUUAAUACAUACAUCGCGCGAUUUCAUAAUACUAAUUGGGCGUCUCUAUACAACACAUAGAUCAAGGUCCUAGAUAACUGAUAAUCAAGGACCAAAGUAUAAGAUGGGAGAUAGAAAGAAAGCCCCACCAAAAUUCCAGCUAU
This is a messenger RNA of Aspergillus calidoustus, 1296 nucleotides long. The record is from the annotation of a GenBank genome assembly. Lineage: Eukaryota; Fungi; Ascomycota; Eurotiomycetes; Eurotiales; Aspergillaceae.